AUGGCCAAUGGCGUCACUAGGGGGGUGCGGGGGGUGCGGACCGCACCGGGUGACACCCUCACAAGGGAGAUAGAGCUUUUAUUAGAAAUACCAAGACUGAGAAGACAACUAAAGGCAGCAGAAAUUGAUCUUGAAGAAGCCAAAGACUGGUCAGUACUUGACAUUUUGAAAUUCAUAGUUGAAUGGGACUUCCUAGAAUCUCUCCCAUAUCUCUCAGAAAUAAUUACAGACAUUGAAACAGCAAAGCUGGAAUAUUUGAAAAAUUCAAAAACUGGAACAAAAAAAGAAAAAUUCUUGGAUAUUCUGUCAAUAAUUAAUAACAUUGUGAACUGCAAACAAACUGAAAAAAUUCCGUGUUACGUAAGUAUUGAUGACAAAAAGACAAGUGAACCUUCACCUCCUAGUAGUAACAGCUCAAAUUUGAAUAAAUUGCAUUGGGCAGAUGCUGUUAGAUCUCUACCAAGAACCCCUCAACCUACACCUCCUUGGCAUUCAGCUGGUGGGAGAAGUGCGGACAUAGAUGUCUUUGAGCAAAAAUAA
Molecule: messenger RNA, 540 nt
Organism: Helobdella robusta
Lineage: Eukaryota; Metazoa; Annelida; Clitellata; Rhynchobdellida; Glossiphoniidae
Exons: 4
Coding region: 1-540 (179 amino acids)
Source: RefSeq, a predicted model, not a curated record